AAAAGGAAAGAGCGUAAAUAGUUGGUUGACAAUUAUUCUCUGAAGUCAUAUGCCUAGAUAGAUUUUCCGUCGAUUGCACACUGCGCUCACGCGGAGAGCGUCUUUUUUCUUCACAAUUUCCCUCCCUUGUAUUUUCACGGUCCAAUUUAUUUCCAAGUAGAAGCCGGAUUCGUUCUUUAUUGAAAGGAGGCUGUGAUAUAAGGAAUUAUCAAAAUGUUCAGCAGGAUUUUUGGGCGUCCCAAGCAGGACACUAGUACUCUUUCAACUCUCGACAAACUCAACGAGACUCUGGAGAUGCUCGAGAAGAAGGAAAAAGUACUGCAAAAGAAGAUUCAAGGAGAGGUGGAAAAGGCCAAAGAAUUCACUCGUGCAAAGAAUAAGAGAGCGGCAAUACAAUGCUUGAAGAGAAAGCGGCUUUAUGAAGUGCAAGUUGAGCAGCUUGGCAAUUUCCAGUUAAGAAUUCAUGAUCAGAUGAUCAUGUUGGAAGGUGCAAAAGCUACAACAGAAACUGUUGAUGCAUUGCGGACUGGAGCAUCAGCCAUGAAAGCAAUGCAAAAGGCAACUAAUAUUGAUGAUGUGGACAAGACAAUGGAUGAGAUCAACGAACAAACUGAGAACAUGAAACAGAUUCAGGAAGCAUUGUCAACACCUAUUGGUGCAGCUGCAGAUUUUGAUGAAGAUGAAUUAGAAGCUGAGCUUGAAGAAUUAGAGGGUGCGGAGUUGGAGGAGCAACUGCUGCAGCCUGCCACAACCACCCCAGCAAUGCCUGCACAAUAUAUUCCUGCUGGCAAGCAUCCCACACAACCGGCACCCCAGAAAAUGCGUCCACAGAAUACGGCUGAGGAAGAUGAGCUUGCCGCUCUGCAGGCAGAGAUGGCAAUGUAAAGGUCACAAUCCAUCAAUACAAGCAGGUUGUAAGAACAUUUAAUACAUAAUAUCUGCUUAUUAGUGUUCAAUUUGGACAUUAAUCUACUAAUGAAGUUCAAUAUGGGUUCAAUAAUUGUCACAUUUUUGUUAUUUAAUGAUGUUUUCUGGAGCAGACAGACGUAUGAAUUGUACUAAGAUUGUGGUUAAUGCCAAUGAAUAUAUUCUCAAGGGGUGGGUUAGGUUAUGCAAAAAAAUUGUGAUCUUAAUUUUUCUAUUUUAAAUAUGAAGUAAUGUUUCAUAUUGGGUUGCUGUGAGCGUAAGGUUUUGUUGGAGGAUGACAAUUUGAUCACCAUGGUUGGCUCACAACUUUCCAUGGUGCCAUCCUCUUAUAAAUUUGUAAAAAGGAAUGCUGUAUUUUACAUUUUUAGUGCUGAGAUCAUUCAAGAUGCCUUGGCAUGUGUUAUUGUACAA
Molecule: messenger RNA, 1338 nt
Organism: Cryptomeria japonica (Japanese cedar)
Lineage: Eukaryota; Viridiplantae; Streptophyta; Pinopsida; Cupressales; Cupressaceae
Product: vacuolar protein sorting-associated protein 32 homolog 2
Exons: 7
Coding region: 214-885 (223 amino acids)
Biological process (GO): vesicle budding from membrane; late endosome to vacuole transport via multivesicular body sorting pathway
Cellular component (GO): cytoplasmic side of plasma membrane; ESCRT III complex; multivesicular body
Source: RefSeq, a predicted model, not a curated record